AUGAAGAUCGAGUUUGCUCCACUUUCUGUGCCACUGCAGAGGAGGCUUCAGACGGCAUCGGUGGUUCAAUGGGUCUUCAGCUUCCUAAGUCUAGCACAGUGCUGCACCGUUGCCUUCAUCGCCCUCUUCUUCACGCGUUUUUGGCUGGUCAGUGCCCUCUACGCUGCAUGGUGGUUCAUAGACAGGGAAAAACCCAGCAAGGGCGGGAGGCGGAUCCACACCGUCCGGAACAGCGUCGUCUGGAGGUACAUGAGGGACUAUUUCCCCAUCACGCUGGUGAAGACGGCAGAGCUGGACCCUAGGCAGAACUACCUGGUGGGGUUUCAUCCCCACGGGAUCCUGGCAGCAGGAGCCUUCAUCAAUUUCUGCACAGAGGGAUCGGGAUUCUCCACGCUCUUGCCAGGCAUCCCCCCACCCCUGAUGAUGCUCUCCCUGUGGUUUCGUGUCCCCUUCUUGAGGGACUGCCUGAUGAGCGCAGGCCUUGUCUCCUCCGACAAGGAGAGCGCAUCCUACGUGCUGCAGAAGCUGGAGGGUGGGAACAUGCUGGCCAUCAUCAUCGGUGGGGCGCAGGAGGCGCUGGAUGCCCGGCCGGGAUCCUGCACCUUGCUGCUGAAGAAUAGGAAGGGAUUUGUCCGCCUGGCCAUCGAGCACGGCACCCCUCUGGUUCCCAUCUUUUCCUUUGGGGAGAACGACCUCUUCGAGCAGGUGAGAAACCCCAAGGGCUCCUGGCUGCGGCAGCUCCAGCACCGGCUCCAGCAGAUCAUGGGCAUCUCCCUUCCCAUCUUCUACGCGCGAGGCAUCUUCCAGUACAGUUUCGGGCUGGUACCCUACCGGCGGCCCAUCUGCACCGUGGUUGGGAAGCCAAUUCCAGUGCAGAGGAAGCACAGACCCUCUGAGGAAGAGGUUGAUCAAGUCCAUCAGCAAUACCUAAAUGAAUUGUGCAAGCUCUUUGAGGAGCACAAAGCUAAAUAUAACAUCCCAGAAGACAGACACCUGGAAUUUAUAUAG
This is a messenger RNA of Pygoscelis adeliae (Adelie penguin), 1008 nucleotides long. RefSeq names its product monoacylglycerol O-acyltransferase 2 (gene MOGAT2). Gene Ontology annotation, biological process: triglyceride biosynthetic process; diacylglycerol biosynthetic process. The transcript has 6 exons. Gene Ontology annotation, molecular function: diacylglycerol O-acyltransferase activity; 2-acylglycerol O-acyltransferase activity. Gene Ontology annotation, cellular component: endoplasmic reticulum membrane. The coding region runs from base 1 to 1008 and encodes 335 amino acids. The record is from RefSeq and is a predicted model, not a curated record. NCBI's taxonomy places the organism in Eukaryota, Metazoa, Chordata, Aves, Sphenisciformes, Spheniscidae.